Messenger RNA from Serpula lacrymans var. lacrymans S7.9, 1008 nucleotides. RefSeq lists its product as uncharacterized. The transcript has 3 exons. The coding region runs from base 1 to 1008 and encodes 335 amino acids. The record is from RefSeq and is a predicted model, not a curated record. Lineage: Eukaryota; Fungi; Basidiomycota; Agaricomycetes; Boletales; Serpulaceae.
AUGGUCACCGCUCCUUCUAUAAUCACCCAAACACUCACUACCACUGGUACUGAUGGCGGCGUUACGACUGUCACCCAGGCUAUCGUCAAUCCAACACUGAAUCCCAAUAGUGGGUCAACAAAAAGUUCUACAUUUUUUCAUAAUACAGGUGCUGUUGCGGGUGUUUUCGUGUUAGUCGGCCUUGCCGCUGCUUCCAUAGUUCUUUGGAUAUUUUUCGCUAUUCGACGCAAAAGGCGAGUGCGACAGCUUGAACAUGAUACUGCUGUUGAAGCUGCAGUUGCUGCUGCUGGUUUUGGGCGAUCACGUUUGGACGACGAUAAUGACAAUGAUCCAAACGGCACAUCCGGCUCUUACCACAAUCGUACUUCUCAAUUCUCCUCAGAAAUGGGCCAGCGCUCCAGCCUCCUUGGCUUUCCGCCUGGCGCUUCUGCUAGCUCUCCCGUCUCUCCAGCAGCUAGGUCUUCUGGUCGGUAUGACAGCUACCUUGGUGAAGACCCUGAGGGUUACGACCCUUACGCAGGCUAUGCUGAUGGGCAGGCUGUGUUGAGGGCUGCACGAGAAGGAUAUAUACCUACAAGGACAGCUAGUCCCCCGCCUGGUGCUGCACCAGGUGAUCCCGUCAUAUUUGGCGAUGACGUCGGAACUGGCUCUCGCGAUCGCCACAGUUCUUCUGGCCAUGCGCCAACCCACAGUGCGGGCAGCUACGAACCUCUACUCGCGGCGUACGCACAAUCGUCGCCUCCUACAGACAAUAGUCCUGUUGCACCCUCUCACCAGCGUCUCGCUGAUAGUUCUAGUGCUUUGUUUGACGAAUCUCGAUUUCCUUAUUCCACUGGGUCUUCGGAGGAGGGAAAUGCCGAUGAAAGAUUAGAUCCAAGCAUAAGACGUCGCACGAGGACAGAUAGCCUAGGUUCAAAUAACUUGAGGGACGAAGAAGAUUAUACACGACCCGUCCUCAAGGUUCGAAAUAUGCCUGAAUCUGCCAGCCAGGAUUCUAUGGGUUUGUAA